Molecule: messenger RNA, 1251 nt
Organism: Hibiscus syriacus
Lineage: Eukaryota; Viridiplantae; Streptophyta; Magnoliopsida; Malvales; Malvaceae
Product: protein MAK16 homolog B-like
Exons: 10
Coding region: 78-968 (296 amino acids)
Biological process (GO): maturation of LSU-rRNA; maturation of 5.8S rRNA
Cellular component (GO): nucleolus; preribosome, large subunit precursor
Source: RefSeq, a predicted model, not a curated record
UUCCUUCUCUUUGAAUCAGCCCUCAUCCGCCUUCUCUAUUGUUGCUCUUUUUUAACUCAGGACAUUAAAGAAAAGAGAUGCAGCACGACGAGGUGAUAUGGCAAGUAAUAAGACACAAACACUGCAGUUUCAUGUCCAAAAUCUCUACUGGUAUAUUCUGUAGAAACCCUUAUAACGUAACUGGGAUCUGCAAUCGUAGUUCCUGCCCUCUUGCAAAUAGUCGCUAUGCCACUAUCCGUGACCAUGAUGGGGUCUUUUAUUUAUAUAUGAAGACUAUAGAAAGAGCUCAUAAACCCAAUGAUUUAUGGGAAAGAGUGAAAUUACCCAGAAAUUAUGAGAAGGCACUUGAAAUUAUUGACAAGCAUCUGAUGUACUGGCCUAAGCUCCUUGUUCACAAAAUAAAGCAGCGUCUCACAAAAAUGACCCAGAUGCGUAUCCGCAUGAGGAAACUUGCCUUGAAAACAAGGGAGAAGAUCAUGACUACACCCAGAAAGGAGAAGAAGAGAGAGGAUAGAAGGGAGGAAAAGGCUGAAAAGGCUGCAGUUCUGGAUAAGGCAAUUGAGAAAGAGUUGCUUGCAAGGCUUGAAAAUGGAAUUUAUGAUGGCAUAUACAACCUCCCCUUCAAUAAAUUCCUCCAAACUCUUGACACAGAUGAACUGCAGGCUGAGGAUGAAAAUGAAGAGGAAUCUGAAGUUGAAUACGUUGAGGGCAACUUUGAACUUGAAGAGGAAGAUGACAUAGAAGAUUUGGGUAUGAAGGAUUAUCACAUUGGUGAUGAUGAGUUAGCUAAUGAUGAUGAUGAUGAAGAAGAAAAUGCAAUUGAAGAAAAGAGAGUGAGAAGUAAGCCUAAGUCUGCCCAUGAUAAGUCCGAGAAAGAUGAGUUUGGUAAAAAGUUGAAAAAGAAACCAAGGAUCCAUGUUGAGGUUGAACAUGACGAGGGUGGUGAAAGGCAGAAAGUAAGCUUCUGAGUCGCAAGAUCGAUGGUAUCAUUCAACAAGUAGCAUGAAGGGUAGAUUACUGUAACAACCCCCCGCCCAUAAACCUCUAAUACCAACUUCGGUUAAAAGAACACUUAGGAUAGAAGAAUGAAGAAGUGGAGAAGAGUUUUUCAUUGUUUUUUUUUGGGGUUUUAAAAAUUUUGUUGACCUUAUUGGAGUACUGUUUGUUUGUUUAAUGCAAAGGGAUGUGGAAUUUAUUAAUUACGCAGAGAGAUUGUUAAUUGCUUGCAAUGCAGCUUUGCUUUUUAUACUA